Molecule: messenger RNA, 3408 nt
Organism: Carcharodon carcharias (great white shark)
Lineage: Eukaryota; Metazoa; Chordata; Chondrichthyes; Lamniformes; Lamnidae
Gene: spice1
Product: spindle and centriole associated protein 1
Exons: 1
Coding region: 91-2664 (857 amino acids)
Biological process (GO): regulation of centriole replication; mitotic spindle assembly; metaphase chromosome alignment
Cellular component (GO): centriole; spindle; centrosome
Source: RefSeq, a predicted model, not a curated record
CGCGCAGAGCCGGACGGUUGGCGGCGGCGGCGCGCUGAUAUAGGCGGAUGGCGGCGGGAGUUCGUGCUCCCUCGGGCCUGCGAGCCGAGGAUGUCGUUGAGCCGGGGAAGUCGCUCGCAGGGAGUGGGGAGAAGUCGUAAGAAGAAGGCGGCGCCGGCCCUGAGGAGGGAGUGGGACAACACCAUCAGUGAUCUGAGUGUCCACCGGGCCAGCCCGGAGGAACUCGCUCGGCGCCGUCAAAACCGUGUCUCCAGGAACCAGGCGGCGGCCGAGUGGGAGCUCCGGCAGCAGCGGGCCGAGGGCCAGAGGCGGGGGCGGGGCACGGCUCCCGGGAAGGAACCGGUGCUGGUGAAUGAGCUGCUGCUCGAUCAGUGGCAGCUGCGGGAUGUGUUGGCGAGAUCUGACCGGGCCUUGGCCUUGGUCCGGGAUCUGUUCGGCGAUGGCCCGCGGCUCCAGGCUGCUUUCCCAAAUGUGACGGCUGCUCCGGGCUGCGAGAAGGUGCCGCAGGCAGGGCUGGUAGCCCCAAGUUGUGAGCAGCCCACUCAGCUGUCCCUCCUCAGCGAGUCAGUCAUGGACUCCCAGGCCCUCAAUGAAACCGUCAAUACAACCUCAGAUCGUCCACUGUCCCAAGAGAGUCUGCAAGAAGCGGAUACUUCAGCCUCCAUGGAUUAUCAGACUAACAUUGACAGCAACGAUCACUCUCUGGAGGAGAAGCAACAGAAAACUGGACAAUGCACCCGAGAAUGGCCCUAUACAGCGGCGAACCAGACCCUAGAGACUCCUUGUACACCGGACUGUGAAACCUCAGUGAAGUAUAUAAGCUUAAAUGCUACUACUGCAAUCCAGAGAGUGAAGUCAAGAGUGCAAAGUGAGGCAGAAGGCAACGCAGAACAGGAUGGUUCGUCCCUUUCCGAAUCCAGAAAUGUAAUUCAACAAGUACUUCACCCUAGUUCAAAUAACUCAAAAAAGGGUGUACCAAAAGGCAAAAAUUGCAAUAUGUUUACCAAAAGAAUAGAAGACAGUAGGCAAGAGGACAAACAGCUGAGCCUUGAGCUGCUGCAGGAAAUGAUUGAGAAUAUUGACCAAGAGAUGAUGGAAUAUGAACGCCAGACUGGACGCAAAGUCACGGGCUGGCUGCCACGGAAAGGUCACAGUCUAACAGGUUUCACCUUCUCGUUGGUCAACUUGAUAAGCAGACUGACCCACUAUCUAAAAGAUAAUGAAAUUCGGCAGCGACAGGAGAAGGAAAACCAGCAGCAACUUCUGGAAAAAUCCAAGGAACAACGAGCACUGAUUGAUGCAUUGACAGCAGAAUUUCUGACAAUGCAAAAUGAAAUUAUUUCUGUGCAGACUAACCUGCAUCAGUAUAUGAGUAAGACAGAUGAAGAGCUGCUCUUACUGAAACAAAUAUUGCAUGGAUCUACAGAAGCAGAAAGAAACAAACCGAAGCCAAGACAAAACAUUGUUUAUGAAGUUAGGGAGACAGCAGUUGAAGGGGGGAGUUUACAUACUUGUGUUUACUCUGAAAGACAAAAUCAAGCUAAUGGACUUAUUUUAAGGGCUGGACCAAAUACUAAAGAGGAACUUUUAGAAAGCCUGGAAAAAAAACAGCCCCUUGCAAAUCAGUACAAUGGGAAUCCUUUAGAAGUAGCUAGGAGAGGUCAAAGUUUACCUGAGCAUCUAUUUGGCCCUGCUGUGUUGCUUUCACCCCCACGACAGAGGAACAGCCAAGUAGCUACUGGCUCACAAGUGACAGCCGAUUUGUUUCAAGAAAGACCUCUGCCUAUUAAUGUAUAUCUGAAAUCAAAUGAUGCACAUCUUUCACAAAUUCAUAAGGAAGCUCCAGUGUCACCAGUUGUACAAGGAGAAAAAGACCUUAAAGAAUACUUGGGAAUACAAAACCAAAACCAGCUGCAAGGCCACCAGGAUCUUAGCCAGCAAUGGAAGCUUUGGAAUGCUAAUGAAGAACUAAAGAGCUUGAGUCUCGCUUUGCCUGUUACUAAUUUGCCUCAAAUGCCUGAAAUACAACAAUCUGAAGCUGUCAAUGACACAUCGAUAUGUAUUCUGAGAACGAAGGAAAACGAGGUGGAAGGUGAACGGAGUCAAGGUCUUUCUUUGGACAAGUGGCUUAAACAUGAAGCAAUGCUAUCUCAAAUUGCCGAGCUCCAGUUGCAGAAUUCUGCACUCAAAGCCCAAAUGAGUCAGUUCAAAAUGGGUAAAUUAUCCAAUUCUGCACCACAGAUUGAAAAGACCGUUCCCAGCACUUGUGUAAGCCUUCAGCAGAGGAUCACUGAGCUCAACCAUCAGAGUGCUGAAGCACGCGGCAAACUUUUGAAGUUGAUUGAACAGCAGAGACAAGUUUCUGGUGAUUCUGCAUCUCCACCCAUUUCUCCUAUCCCACCUGAAGGUAUAUGGACAGAAACUGGCAACAGAACACAGGAUGUGUUGAUCCCUCUGCCCAGUGGGUUGGACUCUUCCACAGAGAGCACACCUUCCACUGCCAGCAAAGUAAACAGAAAAAGAUCUACAGAUAAUACUAGUACAACUAGUUCCUCACUACAUCUGGAUAAAGAUGAUGGAAAUAGAACACCUAUUACUCGAAGAAUGAAGCCAGAAAGGUUGAAAGCAGAAGGUUGGUUUGCACUCUCUACGCAUACCAUGUGAUUCUAAAACUGAAAUCCUAAAUCCAUAUUUGGGUGAUUGGAGAACUCACAAGAGAGCUUUCAUAAGGGUAAAAAGAAAAAUACUGCAAAUGCUGGAAAUCUGGAAAAGUGAAAAUGCAGUUCUGAAGGCUUGACACCAGAAAGGUCAACUUCGCUUCCCCACAGAUGCUGACUGAUGUGUUUCCAGAAUUUUGUUUUUCUCUUUACACUUUCAUAUUGUAUUUUUGUUUUGCAUUUUUUUAAUGGAUAAAAUGUAAUUUUAAAUUUCAGUGAGCUGCCAGCAGUUGAAUGUCUUCAAUUAUUGUCAUUAACUGUGUUGAUUAUUGAUGCACAGAGGCAAAAUAUUAGCCUUAAUGAAGCAGUUAUAAUAGAUUAAGAGGGUUGGGAAUUUUCUUGCCUGUUCUGUGGUUUUUCUAAUUGAUUAGUUUAACAAAAAUAGUGGGGGUGGGGGUAGCAAAUCGGCAGUCCAUUUUACAGCAAUCCUAAUUAUUAGUGCCAUUGAUUUCAUUCAAAAGCAUGAGAUGUAAAACAAGCUGCCGAUUCACCAUCAUGUUUUGGCUGAGGGAUGGCAUUGGCAGUGUGUGUUCCAUUAGCUCCAGAAAUCCUUUUCUAUUUUUUACCUGGCACAAGCAGCUGCCAGUGUUCAGGAGGCAAUUUUUAAAAAAUAAUGGUUUUUAUCGAAUGUAAAAUGAGAGUAUAUAACAGUAUUUUACACAUUUCAAUAAAAAUUACGCUUUUAAUAAAA